Molecule: messenger RNA, 1803 nt
Organism: Lontra canadensis (Northern American river otter)
Lineage: Eukaryota; Metazoa; Chordata; Mammalia; Carnivora; Mustelidae
Gene: PEX12
Product: peroxisomal biogenesis factor 12
Exons: 3
Coding region: 579-1658 (359 amino acids)
Biological process (GO): protein monoubiquitination; protein import into peroxisome matrix
Cellular component (GO): peroxisomal membrane; peroxisomal importomer complex
Molecular function (GO): protein binding; zinc ion binding; ubiquitin-protein transferase activity
Source: RefSeq, a predicted model, not a curated record
UUCCGGGUGCGGCUUCUGUCAGAGCUGAGGCCUGUCUUCAAACGUGGCGUCUUGGGUCCUUAGGGCCUCGCCGGCGGUCCGCUCACAAGGGCCGGCGCGGGCACUUUGCGGCCAACAACUGGAGCCAGCCCUCGCGUACCGGGUCCGCACUGGCACCUCUAACUUUUCAGAGCUGGCUGGCUUUUAAGCCCUCGCGAUUGAGAGCCCUUGAUUCGCAGCCUCCAGGACUGCAGCUCUAGAAGAGAGCACCCCUUCGGCUAUACCUGUAUACCAUAGGCGUGCUUUGCCCUGUGAGGUGCAGCAUUUGACAAGUCACCCCUACCCCCACGUUACCACUUCCACCUCAAUUUCUGCCACGUCUGCCUUAAUUUCGUUCUUAACCUCCUUGAUUUGAGACCCCUCCCCCUCUCUGCCUCCAGAAGAGGUCUUCCUCCUACCCCCAGUUCUGUAAAAGAGGAGUUUUGGGUCUCUUGCAGAAAGAUUACCUUUAAGACUGAGCAUCCGUUUGAUAACUAAAACAAGUUCAUGCUUGCUAAAGAGUUUGUGGGCAAGGCGAAACCCAGUGCACAUAAGAAACUAUGGCUGAGCACGGGGCUCACAUCACAACUGCUUCUGUGGUGGAUGACCAGCCAUCCAUCUUUGAGGUGGUAGCACAGGACAGUUUAAUGACAGCAGUGAGACCUGCUCUUCAGCAUGUGGUCAAGGUUCUCGCAGAAUCAAAUCCUGCCCACUAUGGCUUCUUUUGGAGGUGGUUUGAUGAAAUCUUCGCCCUGCUAGAUCUUCUGCUCCAGCAGCAUUAUCUGUCUAAAACCAGUGCCUCAUUUUCUGAAAAUUUUUAUGGAUUAAAGCGCAUUGUAAUGGGGGACACACACAAGCCUGAGAGACUGGCCAGUGCUGGUCUCCCAAAGCGGCAGCUGUGGAAGUCAAUUAUGUUCCUGGUUCUUCUUCCCUACCUGAAAGUGAAGCUGGAGAAGCUUGUUUCUAGCCUGAGGGAAGAGGAUGAAUAUUCUAUCCAUCCCCCUUCUUCCCGCUGGAAACAGUUUUAUAGAGCCUUCCUGGCAGCCUACCCAUUUGUUAACAUGGCAUGGGAAGGCUGGUUUUUUGUACAACAACUUCGGUACAUCUUGGGAAAGGCUCAGCAUCACUCACCGUUGCUGAGGCUGGCUGGAGUUCGGCUCGGUCGACUUACAGUUCAAGAUAUACGAGCUCUGGAGCACAAAGCAGCUGAAGCCAGCCUAAUGCAGCAACCAGCCAGGAGUGUUGGUGAGAAGAUAAAGUCAGCUCUGAAGAAAGCCUUGGGAGGUGCGGCCUUAUCCCUCUCUACUGGCCUUUCUGUGGGAGUAUUCUUUCUGCAGUUCCUUGAGUGGUGGUACUCAUCUGAAAAUCAAGAAACUAUCAAAUCACUGACUGCCCUGCCUACUCCACCACCACCUGUACACCUAGACUACAAUUCUGAUUCUCCUCUGUUACCCAAAAUGAAGACUGUGUGCCCCCUGUGUCGCAAAACCCGGGUAAAUGAUACUGUUCUUGCCACCUCUGGCUAUGUGUUUUGUUAUCGCUGUGUAUUUAAUUAUGUGAGGAGUCACCAAGCUUGUCCCAUAACAGGUUAUCCAACAGAAGUACAACAUCUAAUUAAACUGUAUUCCCCUGAAAACUGAAAGGGAUUAGCAUUUUAUUUCACAACAAAAUUAUUGCACCAUAAGGCUGAGAAACUGAUUUUCAGUUUCAGUACAUAGCACUGUUUGAAUUGUAUGAAAACUGAGUUGUAUGAAAACUGAUUUUCAGUUUCAGUACACAGCACUG